Molecule: messenger RNA, 1353 nt
Organism: Ricinus communis (castor bean)
Lineage: Eukaryota; Viridiplantae; Streptophyta; Magnoliopsida; Malpighiales; Euphorbiaceae
Product: protein OVEREXPRESSOR OF CATIONIC PEROXIDASE 3
Exons: 4
Coding region: 142-1107 (321 amino acids)
Biological process (GO): regulation of transcription by RNA polymerase II
Cellular component (GO): nucleus
Molecular function (GO): DNA-binding transcription factor activity, RNA polymerase II-specific; DNA binding
Source: RefSeq, a predicted model, not a curated record
UGAUAACAAUAAUAAUAAGAAUAAGUAAUAAAACGGUGUCGUUGUUCUGGUAGAAGAAAGUCCUGUCGAUAAGCUUACAGUUUUCAUAAACAUAAACCCCUUCCGAGAUUUUUUUUUUCCUCUCACUAGUUUAGAGCGGAAAUGGCGUUUGCUUUAUCAUCGUCAUUGAAAUCUUUCACCGGUCUACGGUGUCUGCCGCAUUCUGAUCGAUUCUUCUCUACGCCGUCCACUCUCCUUCUGCCACGUCACUCUCUUUCUACUUCUGUACUUACUUUGUCUCGCCGUCGUAACCGAAACUCUCAAACCUCUUCCUCAAAGCCAAAAAAAAAGAAAAGUUCGUUUGUCGAGUAUACAAGGGAGGAAGAUGAGGAAAUGAACGAUGAUGAUGCCUUGGAGACGCUCUUUAACAUGCUCGAAGAAGACCUUAAAAAUGAUAAAUCUCUUGCAAGUGAUGAUGAUGAUGAUGAUAUAAGUGAAGAAGAUUUCGAAAAACUUCAACGCGAGUUAGAGGCUGCAUUAGGAAUUGGCGAGGAUGAGAAUGAUGAGGAUGUAAAUUUACUUAGCUCGGAUGCACAUGAUGUUGAACAUGAGAAUAUUGAAGAUGAUGAUGAGGAAGAAGAACGACCUGUAAAGGUUAAGAAUUGGCAGAUGCGAAGGUUGGCCCGUACUUUAAAGAAUGGACGACGCAGAACUAGUAUCAAGAGUCUUGCUGCUGAGCUUUGUCUUGAUAGGGCUAUUGUUCUUGAGUUGCUUCGUGAUCCUCCUCCGAAUCUUGUUAUGAUGAGUGCUGCUUUGCGUGAUGAACCUGAAUCAACACCUUUAAUGGCGAAAGCUGAACCAAUUGAAGUCAUUCCUAUGGAGACAAGUAAAGUGGAUGAUAUGAAUUCUGAGAGUGAGAAAAAAGUACCAGUUCAUGUUAUGCGGCAUAGCUGGACUGCUCAGAAGAGACUGAAAAAGAAUGCAAUGAUUAGCAGCAUUGUUCAAGUGACGAAUCUGCCUCGAAAGAAAGUGGUGAAAUGGUUUGAAGAUAAACGCAAUGAAGAUGGCGUUCCUGAACAGCGUCUCCCAUAUCAAAGGUCUGCUCCUGAAGCUGUCUCUUCCUGUUGAAAUGAUCUGUGUAUUUGCAGUGUACCUGACGGUGGCACCUCAGAGACCUUAUAUAACAUCUCAUGCUCUUUUUCCAUUUUAAUGCUUUUGACUUCCUUGGUCUCUCCGCCAGCACUCAAGAGUAGGCAAAAAUAAUCUGGCUAUGUUGAGUCUGCUGCAGAGCUGAUUUGCUGUCCACUCUCAACUUAUUAUCUGCUUAAAACCAGCUUAUAUCCUGGUCAUAAUCAGAUGCAUAGUUUGAGUCUA